This is a messenger RNA of Amoebophrya sp. A25, 3610 nucleotides long. The record is from the annotation of a GenBank genome assembly. NCBI's taxonomy places the organism in Eukaryota, Dinophyceae, Syndiniales, Amoebophryaceae.
AAUUAGAGAACGGUUGCUCGAAAACGCCAGAUGGCACACCACCACCGUCACGCGGCGGUUUGAUACCUCGUAGUCCACCUUCCGAGAUGGAGCCAGACCACGAAACGACAACUUCCGGUCGCGGUCGGUUGGAGUCCUCGCCAUCCAAGCUGACGAGCGAAGCCGCUCCCAUGGGGCGCGAUCCUAGUGACCGUCGUCCUUUUGAUACCGUCUCUCCAAGUAAGGAUAGCCGUCAAGCGGAGUACCAUCGAUUGCGCGAGGAGUGGGAGAACCAAUACGCAAGCCGUCGACCGCCAUUUGUCGAAGCAGGUGCGCCGCCAAGAGUAAGCUUCUUCGCGCCUGAGACAUUUCCCGACGUGUAUCCGAAAUUCGGAAGCGCGCUUGCGCGCGACCCCAACGUGCAAGACCAGUACCGCAGCAUGCUUGCAGGCCGUUCUUCAGCAGAUCCUUUCGUAGAAAAGAGCAGCGGAUCAGGAGGUGGGAUCGCGAGUCUUCAUGAUCAAGCACAAGUACCACUAGUACCAGGUGCGGGUCGUGGAUUGUCUCCAAUCAAUCGCGGUGGACGUUGGGACGCCACCCGUUCACGUCAGUCAGACGCAGUAGCGCAAAGAGAGUCGCAGAUUAUGCGGCUUCAUAGGGCGUCAAACGACUCAAUGCAGUUGGAGCUCGAUAAGUUGAAGGAGCAGAGCAAGCAGCAAAGAGCGGGAAUCAAAGUGCAGAUGGACAAUCUGAAACGGGAAGCGCUUAACGUUCAGAGUCAACAUCAAAAAGCGCUCUACGAAGAUUUCAUGGGCAUUCACACAGCCCUGAAUCCCGCAGUAAAAGAUGCCAGAGGUACUUUUCUUCCAACAAAUUCAAAUUCGUGUCAGUUGUGCUUGGGUUGCUUUGCAGUCGUAUCUGUCGCUGUCGAGACCUGAUAAAUUACAAAAAAUAAUGAGCCCAAAGUCAAAGACAAAGUUGUUUUCUAAAUCUGCUUCUCCAUUCAACUUUUCUCUCUCCAGCUCUGACAACGUACGAACUUGGGCUCUCCGGUUGGAACGGGCCCACUAUGGGCGAAGCGCUGAAUCAUGAACUAGCGCGUCCACUUGACGCACAAAGCGUCUUCGUGCCGCAAAAGGCCUCGGUCCUUGACUCUCUCUACGGCCCAGCGGAGAGGAAACAGCUCUUAGACGAUUUUUUGGCACAAGAACGACAAAAGCUAGUCUCGGAUGUGCUCUACCCGCAGAAGGCGAAGACGCUGCCUCCAGUAGAGGAAGCGAUCCUUCGCAGGGACGACUGGACCAAGCUGGCAGUGGAUGAGGAGGGCCGUUGGGACAAGAUAAAACCGCCGUCAUCGCCAGUGACAAAAAUCACAUACGCAGAGGGAGAGAUCGGCUACGUCCCACCAGCAAUGUCGGCUGAGGAACUGCAGGCGGACUUAGACGCCGCCGAAGCAGAGCGGAAAGCGAUGGCCCGUGCCGAGUCGCCGUUGAGUCCGACAGGGGAUAAGCGGGAGGAACGGAUACUGCGGUCCGACAACUGGCUGAACAGUAUGCCAGGCGGGCGACCGAGCGAGCCACUGCCGCAAACAGGGGUGCUUCGGAUAGACUGGACACCACGUGACGAGGAAGAAGCGUCAGGAGACGACUUAAACAAGCGGAUUGUUGGUGAAGACUACGAUAACGGCCGGGAAGGAUCCAAUAUGUCAGCGAAGAGUGCUGGUGAUGCACAGGGUGAACAAGAGGAAGUCGAUGUGAAUGUGGAGCUAGUCUACAACCCGACAAGGCCGAAACACGCGCGGCGGGGAUACGACUACACUCUCAUUUUCAAGCGCUCAGAGGAUGGGCGAGGCGGUCAGCUGUGCGUCACACGUGAGUAUCUGCGGCAACUCGCUGCAAAGGCAGACACGCUUUACAUCGACGACACUAACAGUGAUCCAACAUCAGCACUAAACCAAGAGGAAGAGGACGAAGAAGAAGAUGCUGAAAAUCCUGAGGCAGCAGAUGAAACUGCUGGCACAGCGUCUGCUUCUGCCAAGAACAAAGACGAAAGCUCUAGAAGGGAUCCAGAGCAGCAUCAGGAAGAGCAGGAUCCUCAAUUUGUACAGUUGAAGCUCGGCGUCCGCUGGCCCCUCAAUCGUCUUGCCGACGGGCUGCCAUUCUCUAUCGGCCCUGGUCCGUCUUUCGCACAGAAUGCAUACACAAUCACGGAUGAGCGUGCUGGUACGCUCGAGGGUGACACGCCUGUCGAAGGGAGGUUUGCUGUGAGCGGUGAAAUCGCGGAGAUGACGUGGGAAGGAACAGCCGUUGCGAAUAUGGUCUAUCCGUUCGCGCAGAGUCCCGAAGUCUAUUACGGACCCGACGUUGGGGAUACCAGUCCAUAUCUCUACCAUGCCUGCUACAAUGCAGAGGGCUUGCAGCUACUAAUCGGUCUCGGCGAUGGCAGCUGCGGCUGGCAGAAGGGUACUCCGGACGACAUUCGUGUCUUCCUCGGUAUUAGAAAAGAAACGCCAGAAACCGUAGCAAACGUAGUCACCACACCUACAAUUACUUUUACUGAGCACGAACAAGACCGAGCUGGCGCAGAAAAUUCUCCAGUCCUCGAAGAAGAUCGAGGAAAAGAUUCUUUGCAAGAAGAAGACCAGCGUCAACCGCGGAAUGACAAAGGUGGCGUAGAAGAGGAGGCCAAUCCAAAGGAACAGCAAGGAGACAUUAGUGGUGAGCAACAACAUCAGACCGCGGCACCUGAAGGGGAAGUUGCACAAGCUUCGCCACCAGACGAGAAGCAGCCAGUGCUGGAGGCAGGUGAGGAGGUAAAGCCUACACAAUACACCCGAGCACUGAUUGAAAGUGAUGACCACCAGGCACCUGCCGCAUCAGGAGAAGGAGAUCCGGUGGCAUCGUCGCCAACUCUCAAGAUAGAGCCGCCGACUGAAGGUGAUUGAGCGAGUGUAACUGGAGUUCGAAAAUGUACAGGACUGCAGCAGACUGGAUCAUAAUCAUCUUAUCAUUAUAAAUCUAGCAUAUCUCAUGAGUGAAAUUAAAUCGAAUUCGAAAAAGAGACUAGACCUACUUACACAUGACGAUCAUCUUAUUCACGACGAAUACUUCCAUUGCAUCAAAAACCCAAAUACACACUUAACUGAAGUAGAUUCGAAAUGAGUUUGUCAUUGACCGAGCACAGUGGAAUGAAUUUGAGAGAGUAUAUCACAUGAUCAUGUUGAAUCUAGUAGAGACACGGCGGAUGUGGGCAGGAUUUCUUGGCUUCUGCACGACGUAAAUCGGGAUGCCGAUGAGGUAUGACCUAUCUCAUAAUGUGUAUCUUUGUACAGUAUAAAUAUAUAAUUCUUGCUCAAUUUGUCUUCAUAACUACCUCUACCACGACUCGCAGAAGUUGUGAACAUGCCUCUAUACAGCUAUAGCUGCCCACAACAUGACCACAACUAAUCUUCAGUCGUCUGCGAAUCUAAAGUACGUGCAGGGUGCAGCACUUGGAACAAAGUGGUGAUGACAUGGUACAUGAAGCCUGACCGACAAUGAACGUGUCUUCUGUCUUUGUUUACAGCAUCCAUAAUUUGAUAUGCGAAAUGAUUCGCCCAACGUCAACAACAACAUGCCUUAUGAGUCCUCAA